Messenger RNA from Hyaena hyaena (striped hyena), 333 nucleotides. RefSeq names its product 60S ribosomal protein L12-like. The record is from RefSeq and is a predicted model, not a curated record. The transcript has a single exon. Gene Ontology annotation, cellular component: cytosolic large ribosomal subunit; ribosome. NCBI's taxonomy places the organism in Eukaryota, Metazoa, Chordata, Mammalia, Carnivora, Hyaenidae. Bases 1 to 333 code for a protein of 110 amino acids. Gene Ontology annotation, molecular function: structural constituent of ribosome; large ribosomal subunit rRNA binding. Gene Ontology annotation, biological process: translation.
AUGGUAGGUAAUGACAUCUCCAUGGCAACUGGUGAUUGGAAGGAUCUGAGGUUGACAAUGAAACUGACAGUUCAGAACAGACAGCCCCAAAUUGAAAAGCUACCUUCUGCCUCUGCCCUGAUUAUCAAAGCCCUCAAGAAACUGCCAAGAGACAGAAAGAAGCAGGAAAACAUUAAGUACAGUGGAAAUAACACUGUUGAUGAGAUUGUCAACACUGCCCAAAAGAGGCAGCACCAAUCUUUAGCCAGAAAACUCUCUGGAACCAUUAAGGAGAUUCUGGGGACUCACCAGUCUGUGGCUGCAAUGUGGAUGGCCGUCACCCUCAUGAUAUGA